AUGGCGAACCCUUUCCUGAUGGAUGAUGAAGCACUCGGGGACAGCGAUCCAACACCGAACCCGUUUCUGUUCGGGGAUGAUGGUCCGGUGGCCGACGAGUCGGACAAUCCGUUUUUCGCGCAGGGCGGUGGAUGCAACCCGUUUGCGGACUUUGGUACAGGAGGUGAUGAGGAUAUGCCGGUGGCCGUCACUGCCGCAAUAGAUCUAUUCGGUGGCGGUGAUCCAGUCGUCGUGACAUCCGGUGCGCAACUGUUUCUCGCUAGCGAUCAUGUCAUGACGUCAACGGCGGCAGCCACUGGUGUUACGGGUGGCCUGCCGGACCAAACGAUGGGUGCGCCGAACGGUGGCGUCAACGCUAACUUUUUCCACACCACAAUCAACGAAGAGGAUGAUCUGAUCAUUCCGAAGCCAACGCACCUGCAUUUGGGUUCGAACACCACGGCUGCUCUAAUGGAUCCGGAUGGUGGAGUCGGGCUAUACGAGGAUGAUGGUGCAAGACCGCAUAAACCGGUACCGCCCCGUCCGAUACCACCCUCGCACGCCACCCAGCAGCUGAUCAGUUCGAUCGCGGACCAGCUGGACCAAACCAGCACUAACCUGUUGCAGAAGAUACCGGUAACACGUACGCCCAGCCCGGUUUCUAUGCGUGAUCUCCAUUCGCCCAGCCCUACGCCGGGAGAUUACUGUGAUCUGAUGCCGGGUAGUGCGGGAGAUCCGGCCUCCACCAUCAAUACCGCCGGUGACAAUCCAUUUGCGGAUGAACCACCCGCGCACAGUGGUGGCACCAUGGCGGUCGUGCAGAAACCACCCCGCCCAAGACCACCACCACCACGGCCGGCACCGCCAAAAAGUUCGCUGGCAUCCUCACCGGUUAAUCCGCAACAGGUUGCAACAGCGCAAGAGCCAGAUUUGUUCGAUUUGUUCGGUACGGGACCGACGCCGAAACCGGCGGCUCCACCUAAGCCACCUGCACCUAAAACGAAGGAAGACAUUCUGUCGUUAUUCUCGCAACCUGCACAACCGACUACGGCCGCCAUGGCACCGAGACCCUCCCAACCGGAUCUGCUCAGUGACGAUCUGGACGAUCUGCUCGGUGGGAUGUCGGCAGCAACCGGUGCCGGACCGGAGGCAGCCUUCGUUCCAAACUUGGCGGAAAAUCUGGCUACCGUUGUGCAGCCUUUGGUGCCAGUUACACCUGCCGCAGUUCCACCACCAAAGCCUCCACCACCGGCGAUCGUGAAACAGCAUCAGCAUCCACCGCAGGAAGUACCAGUGCAGGAAGAGUCACUGCAAGAGGAGUUAUCACUGCAAGAGGAAUAUUCGCAACCGGAAAGCUUCGUGGAGCCGUCACCUGAGAUCGUGCUGGAAGUGGCACCGGCAUCUGAUCCGAGUGAUGCGAUGCGUUCGGAGGUAUCGUCUGAGUACAGUCCGACCGGCUCGAAUAUCACUUCCGGUAACAUUCCCAGCUCGGUGUCGGGCAGUAUCGUCAACCUGCCGACCGCACCUCACGGCGGUAUGGAGAUGGAGAUGAAUAUGGCACCGGAAGAUCUGCAUGAUCCGGUGAGCGGUGGUGUACCAGUAAUACCAGCCGACGCCGGUGUUGAUUACAAUCAUGUGGAGCAGCACCACCACCAGCAGCCAGCACUAUUCGACGAGCCGGAUAGCACUGUGGCGCAGUAUUACGGCGAGACGUUACAGGAUCAAUUGAUAGGUGGCGACACUAAUGACAGCACCACGGUGAACCCCUUCGCCAUGGUAGACGACGACGAGCCAGUAACGAUGGCACCGGUUGACAGUGGGCUAGGCUAUGCGAACGAGCUGUUCGGAGCGACCAACUUAGCGAACAACAACAACACGAUGGUGACGCACUCACCUGAACCGGAUGCGUUCGAUUCGUUCGCGGCCAAGUUCGAGGGUAAGCAGAUUGGCGUUAGUGUCGGUGGUGUAGCAACGGGUGCGACGGGACGGGCAGAGAACAUCUUCCUCGACGACAGUGAUCUUGGUGGAGGUACUAAUGUCGCCGAUCUGGACGCUUUCGGUGGAGAUGCCUGGGGCACUGGAGCACCUACUGGAGGUGGUGGUUUCGACGAUUUGAAGGGCGAUGGAUUCGGUAACGAUGAUGGUUUCGAUGAUCCCUUUCUGAGCAUGCAAGCACCACCAGCACCGGAGGGCACACCAUUCGGUAGAUCACAUUCACGCGAUUCGGAUGAAGGUCGAGAGUUCAACGUGGUGAUACGGCCGAAGGAAGGAGUGGAGACGCAAUAUUCUGCGCUAGCAUUAGCGCCACCUCCCAAGAGCCCACAGACGGCUUCCAUUUACUCCGGUGACUCUUCGCCGCGUGUGAAUCCGUUCGAACAUAGUGAAGAAGUUGAACCGAUCCCUGUUAGCCUACCGGAUAAACCACAGCUGGAGCGUACCGAUUCGCAGGAAACACCUCCGACGCCUCUGUUCGAUGAGGAUGUAUCACAACCGUUGGAAGAUUUCCCACGUGUCAUCUACCAUGGUGAUGGUUGGGAGAUGCAGCUACGCCAGCCGAACAAGAAGAAGAUUACCGGCCAGCGGUUCUGGAAGAAGAUAUUCAUACGGUUGGUGUAUCAGGGCGAUAGCCCGGUGCUGCAGUUGCUGAAUGCGGCUACCGAUAAGGAACCGUUCCAGGAGUUGCCUCUGCAAGCGUGCUACUCCGUGUCGGAGAUCGGUGCCCAGCAGUACGAUAACUUUGGCAAGAUCUUCACGGUCAAGCUACAGUAUGUGUUCUACAAGGAGCGACCGGGUGUGCGGCCGGGUCAGGUGACAAAGGCGGAGCGGUUGACGAACAAGCUUAGCCAGUUUGCGGCCUACGCGAUCCAGGGCGAUUACCAGGGCGUGAAGGAGCUGGGUAGCGAUCUGAAGAAGCUUGGACUCCCGGUAGAACAUGCGCCCCAGAUCUCGCAGCUGUUCAAGCUCGGCUCGAUGAACUACGAGGACAUGAAGCAGUUCUCCGUGUGCAUCGAGGAAGCACUGUUCAAGAUGAACGUGCACCGUGAUCGUGCACUGACGUACAAGACUGAAGAGGUGCAGGUGACGGCGGUGGACGAGUUGUACGUCGAGCAGGACGCAGAAGGGCAUGUGCUGAAGCAAAUCGCACGCGUCCGGUUAUUCUUCCUCGCCUUCCUCACGGGUAUGCCCGACAUUGAGCUUGGUGUGAACGAUCUGUGGCGCCAGGGUAAGGAGGUGGUCGGUCGUCAUGACAUCAUACCGGUGGUGACGGAGGAGUGGAUCCGGUUGGAGGGUGUCGAGUUCCACACCUGUGUCCAGCAGGACGAAUACGAACGGAGCCGCACGAUUAAGUUCAAGCCACCGGACGCGUGCUACAUCGAACUGAUGCGCUUCCGCAUUCGACCGCCAAAGAAUCGUGAGCUACCACUACAGCUGAAGGCGACCUGGUGCGUGACUGGCAACAAGGUGGAGCUGCGGGCGGAUGUACUCGUUCCCGGAUUUGCUUCCCGAAAACUUGGCCAGAUACCGUGCGAAGACGUUUCGAUACGUUUUCCUAUUCCUGAAUGUUGGAUCUAUCUGUUUCGCGUAGAGAAACAUUUCAGAUAUGGUUCGGUAAAAUCGGCCCAUCGACGUACGGGUAAGAUUAAGGGCAUCGAGCGUAUCCUGGGCACCGUUGAUACGCUGCAGGAGUCAUUGAUUGAGGUAACGUCCGGACAGGCGAAAUACGAACAUCAUCAUCGCGCGAUCGUGUGGCGAUGUCCGCGACUGCCGAAGGAAGGUCAGGGUGCCUACACGACGCAUCAGCUCGUCUGCCGGAUGGCACUCACCAGCUUCGAUCAGAUCCCGGAGCAGCUCGCACCGUACGCUUACGUCGAGUUUACGAUGCCCGCAACGCAGGCUUCCCACACGACGGUUCGCUCGGUAAGUGUGCAGGAUUCGGAGAGCGAUGAGCCACCGGAAAAGUAUGUGCGCUAUCUCGCCCGCCAUGAAUACCGUGUUGGCAUCGAACAUACUACAGGAGAGUCGAUGAAUCCCUAUCUAGCGGCGACCACCGUUACGAAGCAACCUAUCCAGGAGGAACAACCGAUGGCGACCACACCGAUUGCACCGAGCGAUUCGGAUUCCGAUUCAAACUAA
Anopheles marshallii is the source of this 4113-nucleotide messenger RNA. RefSeq names its product protein stoned-B. Lineage: Eukaryota; Metazoa; Arthropoda; Insecta; Diptera; Culicidae. The record is from RefSeq and is a predicted model, not a curated record. Gene Ontology annotation, cellular component: AP-2 adaptor complex; synaptic vesicle. The transcript has 6 exons. The coding region runs from base 1 to 4113 and encodes 1370 amino acids. Gene Ontology annotation, molecular function: clathrin-cargo adaptor activity. Gene Ontology annotation, biological process: regulation of endocytosis; clathrin-dependent endocytosis; synaptic vesicle endocytosis.